AUGACGACGACAACUAUGUCCAAAGAUGUUAAUUAUGAAAAUGAAGGAGAACCAUUCAGACUUUUGACUGGUGUUGAAUACAUUGUUGGAAGGAAAAACUGUGAAAUUCUAAUUGACAAGGAUCAGUCAAUCAGUCGAAAUCAUGCUGUGUUAACUGCUAACUUUUCUGUAAUGAACUUGAGUCAGGCAGAUGAAAUCCCCAUAUUGACAGUAAAAGAUACUUCUAAGUAUGGUACCUUUGUUAAUGAUGAAAAAAUACAGAACUGUGUCUCCCAGACUUUGAAGACAGGAGAUAGAGUUACCUUUGGAGUAUUUGAAAGUAAAUUCAGAGUAGAGUAUGAGCCUUUGGUUGCAUGCUCUUCUUGUUUAGAUGUCUCUGGGAAAACUGCUUUAAAUCAAGCUAUUUUUCAACUUGGAGGACUUUCUGUAAACAGUUGGACAGAAGAAUGUACUCACCUCGUCAUGACAUCAGUUAAAGUUACCAUUAAAACAAUAUGUGCACUUAUUUGUGGAUGUCCAAUUGUAAAGCCAGAAUAUUUCACUGAAUUUCUCAAAGCAGUUCAGUCCAAAAAGCAGCCUCCACAAAUUGAAAGUUUUUACCCACCUAUUGAUGAACCAGCUAUUGGAAAUAGCAAUAUUGAUCUAUCAGGGCGACAGGAAAGAAAAGAAAUCUUCAAAGGGAGAACAUUUGUAUUUCUAAAUGCCAAACAGCAUAAGAAAUUAAGUUCAGCUGUUGUUUUUGGAGGUGGGAAAACAAGAUUGAUAACAGAAGAAAAUGAAGAAAAAGAUGAUUUCUUUUUAGCUCCUGGAACUUGUGUUGUUGAUGUAGGAAUAGCAAAUUCACAGACUUUAAUUCCUGACUCUCAGAAAAACUGGAUUCAUUCAAUUAUGGAUAUGCUUAAGAGGCGGGGUCUUAGGCCUAUUCCUGAAUCAGAAAUUGGAUUGGCAGUUAUUUUCAUGACUACAGAGAAUUACUGUGAUCCUCAGGGCCAGCCCAGUACAGGAUUAAAGCCAACUACUCCAGGGCCAAGCCUUUCCCAAGGCUUGUCAUUCAACGAAAAACGACAGCCAAGUGUCCUGGUGAAUACCACAACCUGCGUACCUGAGACAGAAUCGGAGCAAGUGGACACAUGUAUGGAUUUCAGUGAAAGGCCAAAAGAAAUCAAGAUACCCAGAAUGGAUCAGAACUUGAGAAUGCUUUCAGAAGAAACAUCCACUGUAAAGGAACCCCCCAGAGCAAGCUGUAAUCGUAAUAAGACAGUCUCAAAUACUCUGGUUAAGAUGAAAAUCCCAGGCUAUCAGCUUUCACCAAAUAAAUUCCCAGGUGUAAGUAAAAGUGGAGAUCGGGCUUCUCAGUACCAACAGACCAACUCCAUCAAAAACUACUUUCAACCAUCAACCAAAAAAAGGGAAAGAGAUGAAGAAAAUCAAGAAAUGUCUUCCCCCAAAUCAACAAGAACAGAAAUGUCUUGUUCUAUUUUAGAACAAACACAACCGGCUACACUCUCAACAUGGAAAAAUAAGGAGCAGUAUCCUUCUCAGAAUGAGUCUGUGGACAAAAAAUCAGAUAAUUUAUUUACAGAUACAGAUUUAAAAUCUAAUGUGAAAAAUCCCACUGGUAAAUCUCUUCCUACAGAAAAGCUAGUAUCAAAAAAAAGAAAAGAAAUUGAUGAUUUGGCCAUAGAAGAUGAAGUAUUAGAACAGUUAUUCAAGAACACAAAACCAGAGUUGGAAAGUGAAGUGAGAGUUAAAAAACAAGAGGAGGAUGUCAGCAUCAGAAAAAAACCAAGGUUGAUUAUAGAAUCAAAGGAUAUUUUUAAUGAUGAAGAAGUACCAGAAAGUAACGCAAUAUCUAACAAUGGUGAAAUUCAGGAUGACGAUGAGAUGCUUCCAAGGAAGGUAGUACUGACUGAAUUUAGGUCACUGGUGGUUAGUAACUCAACCUCCAGAAACCCAUCCAUUGUAAAUAAUGAUUAUUGUCAACUGAAGAAUUUCAAGAAAUUCAAAAAGGUCACAUUUCCUGGUGCAGGAAUACUUCCACACAUCAUUGGGGGGUCAGACCUCAUAGCUCAUCAUGCUCGAAAGAAUACAGAAUUAGAAGAAUGGCUAAGACAGGAAAUGGAGGUGCAAAAUCAGCAUGCAAAAGAAGAGUCUCUUGCUGAUGAUCUCUUUAGAUAUAAUCCUAAUGUAAAAAGGAGAAGAUAA
Molecule: messenger RNA, 2205 nt
Organism: Orycteropus afer afer
Lineage: Eukaryota; Metazoa; Chordata; Mammalia; Tubulidentata; Orycteropodidae
Gene: NBN
Product: nibrin
Exons: 15
Coding region: 1-2205 (734 amino acids)
Biological process (GO): mitotic G2 DNA damage checkpoint signaling; double-strand break repair via homologous recombination; telomere maintenance
Cellular component (GO): nucleus; Mre11 complex
Molecular function (GO): damaged DNA binding; protein binding
Source: RefSeq, a predicted model, not a curated record